ACAUCAACCCAAGCGACUGUCAUCGGAGAACACAGCUGGCCAGAGAAGAGAUUUCAUCAGACAGAUCUUCGUCUUGGGCGUGGAGUCUGCUAUUUCACAUCCACAAGAAAAAACUAACAGUACAAAAUAUCCAAACUGUAAAAUUAAUCUGCUUUAAGUUGGAAAGUUUUUUUGGGGGAAAACAUAACCCACAAGAACACCAUGUCGGAUUCGUACCGGAGAAAAACGGCUGCAUUGCGAUUGUGUUUUCAUCUUAUUGUCAUAAUUGAAGUGGGUGCCGAAACGCAUUACCACUCAACGCUGACUGUCUCAGUGCCACACAUGUCCUACAUAUGCCCGGAAGGCGCCAACGUCACCAUGCAGUGCGUGGCGGCAGGGACGACCAGGUACGCCGGGGACCAAGUCAAGUUCGGCUGGCUCUUCACCGCUCACCAGGACCAGCGAUGCCAAGACGACACCCGCCCCAGAAUUCCCCACUCCAAAAACCACUCGCACGCUCGCGCCGAGGGGGUGUACUACCAGUCCACCAGAGGCGUUUCCUGGAUCACCCUGGUGAACGUGGCGCACGCUGACCAGGGCCGAUACUGCUGCGUGGCGCUGGACAUCCACAGGGAAGCGCACCGCGCCGUCGUGGAGCAGAAACCCCACAACCACGUCCUGCUGACCAUCACUCCCCGUCGACCUGGAAAUACAAACUGCACUGUGAUAGACCACAAGCCUCCUGAAGGGUCUGUGGCGGCAGGGCUGGCGACAGCAGGGUGCAUCAUGGGUAUUCUUUCAUUGCCGCUCAUCUUACUGCUAGUGUACAAGCAGAGACAGACUGCCCAGUCCAACAGACGUGCACAUGAGCUGGUGAGAAUGGACAGUGAGGCACAAGGUCACGAGAACCCUGUGUUUUUGGGGGGGUCACCCCAGAAUAAGACGCGAACCGUGUCCCAGAUCAUGACCAGACAGUCGUCGGAGACAGGGCGCCACCUGCUGUCCGAGCCCAACACCCCCCUCUCUCCCCCUGUCCACGGAGACGUCUUUUUCCCAUCACAAGAACCAAUCCCUGAGUCCCCGGACUUCAUGCAGGUAUAACAAGGAAAGUUUUCCUCUUCAGGCUUAUCUCACCAAAGCUACGUCACCUCUCAUGCCUGCCUCGGUAUGCCGCUGGGGAGUUCUCUGCACGUGUGGAAAAACCAAAAAAAAAAAUGCCCAAAAAACAACCCCCCCCCCCAAAAAAAAAAACAAAAAAAAAACUGAAAAACAUUUUUCCACUUGCGACAGUGAGUCCAGACCAAAGGGACCCCAUCUUCAAAGCGCUCACGUUGCAUUGGGGACUGUCAUAACUAAGGCACUGUCCAAAGUAUCAACACCCAUUCAUCGAUAGGUGCCCAUUCCAUGUUUCAAUAUGAGCUGUUCCCAGGAGUCCAGAGGCAGAGGAAAGCCUUGCGCUCAUCGUUUGGUUGGGGACGCGAGAUGGCCACGGGGCGGAGUCGUAUUUCACAGGAAGUGUGUGGCUGACAUUCCACGGGUCUCAGAUCUUUGCCUCGUGCCCUCUGAGCUAAAAGCACACCCCUCGGUGUCUCUCUAAAGUUCAGGUUUUUUUGCGGUCAGGUAUGACUGCAGUGAACGGGCCUGCCAUUGUGUAUGUGUAUGUGGAGGAGUUUCUCAGGUUAGGACUGCCAUUCAACUCCAGUAUUCUUUUUUAAGUGUCUGCUGGCCAACACAACCCCUUUCCCACACACACACACACCCAAACUCACAACUGUCAGUGGUCUCUUCUUUUCUACACACGUACAUUAAUCUGUUUUGUUUCUCUCCCCUCCCCUGUCUUCUUUUGUCUUUACCUCUAUAGAUUUCUCAGUCCCUCCCAUGUUUUCUCUCCGGCCUUAUUUUCUUUCUUUUCAUCCUUCGUGCUCUCUCUCACUCACUCCUCAGAGUCUCAGAUUUUUAACAGAUUCAGCAAAGCGCACUACCUCACCUGAGCUUAACCCCAGUCACACUCUUCCUUAACAUUCACUGCCUAGAAGAUCAUUUUGUCUUCCUUUAUCAUAUGCAGGUCAUUGCAUUUUGCUCUUAAUUCAAAUUUCUGUCACUUAAAAAAGCAAUGUUGUUUUUAUAUGUUGAUGUUUUAUAUUUUAAUACUUAAAAAAUGUGUUAAAUGUAGAUGUCUUCCCUUUUGAAAAAGUAAUAUAUGUUUUUUUUAGGGAUUUUGCAUAAACAAUGUAGCUACUGAAAACAUUCUGGUCAUUGAUAUAUUUUAUGACAUUUUGCAUAUGCAUGUUAAGACAUUAAAAUAUGUCUCAUAUCCCUAUACUUCACAACUCAAAGUAUGUAACUUGUUUAGUAAGGGUUUUCAAAUAUUUGUGUAUAUUUAUUAAAUUGUAAAAUUGAUCAUAUUUAUAGCUUUCCUGCCCCUAAUGGCAGCAAGAUGUAAUUACACCUUUCUUGUCUGUUGUGCCAAGGUAAUACCCUUGACACAUGAAGACACCAUUUCUGAGGGCUUAUCCAAAUUGUCAUUGACCUUCACUGAAACCGACUACCAGUCUGUCACAAUAAGUUGUGAUAUUCAUUGACAAUCAGGAGGGAUCUAGUGUAGGUGUCUCCUUAAACAAUGAGAAGAGUGCUUUAAUAAGGUUGGACAGAAGCAGAGAUGUUAGUGAGAAAUAUUCCUUUGACCUGCAGCUAAAUGCUGUGGCACUGAACACACUGGCUACCAAUGGAGCAAUACAAGCCUGAAUGGGCAUAAUAAUAGGUGAUGUGAAAGCAUCUUGGCUGGGUUCAGUGAACUUUGAAGUUACAAGCAAGAAUUUUCUUUUUCUCCUUCACAAACCAAGUUGCCAUGUUCAGUGAUCACUACAAUUAGCCAAAAAGAAAUUGUAAAAUUAGCCAAAAUCUAAAAAAUUAGACCAAUUGAACAGUGUGUGUAUGUGUGUGUGUGUGUGUGUGUGUGUGUGUUCUCUAUCCAAUUGUACUGGUCCAGUUAAUGACUGAAAAAAAAUAGG
This is a messenger RNA of Anguilla anguilla (European eel), 2990 nucleotides long. It is a transcript of the gene vsir, whose product is annotated as V-set immunoregulatory receptor. The transcript has 7 exons. Gene Ontology annotation, cellular component: plasma membrane. The record is from RefSeq and is a predicted model, not a curated record. Bases 202 to 1080 code for a protein of 292 amino acids. Lineage: Eukaryota; Metazoa; Chordata; Actinopteri; Anguilliformes; Anguillidae. Gene Ontology annotation, biological process: positive regulation of regulatory T cell differentiation; regulation of immune response; negative regulation of CD4-positive, alpha-beta T cell proliferation.